Molecule: messenger RNA, 765 nt
Organism: Hibiscus syriacus
Lineage: Eukaryota; Viridiplantae; Streptophyta; Magnoliopsida; Malvales; Malvaceae
Product: protein TORNADO 2-like
Exons: 2
Coding region: 52-765 (237 amino acids)
Biological process (GO): auxin-activated signaling pathway
Cellular component (GO): plasmodesma; plasma membrane
Source: RefSeq, a predicted model, not a curated record
GAUCACAAAACAAGACCCCCAGAUAGGUCUAAUUCUUCAAACAAACAGAAAAUGGCGUUGAGCAACAAUGUGAUAGGUGCAAUCAACUUCGUUGCUACGCUGCUCUCGAUCCCGAUAAUCGGUGCCGGAAUCUGGCUUGCCAAUCAACCAGACAAUUCGUGUAUGAAGAUCUUUCAAUGGCCCGUUAUAACAUUGGGGGUCUUAAUCUUGGUUGUAGCUCUAGCAGGGUUUAUAGGAGCGUUUUGGCGCACCCCUGUGCUCCUUAUGGCUAACCUUGUUGCCAUGCUCGUCCUCAUCAUAUUGCUUGCAUGCUUGGUUAUUUUCAUCUAUGCUGUAACCAUUAGAGGCUCGGGCCACGCCGAACCUAGUCGGGCGUACUCGGAAUAUCAUCUCGAAGAUUUCUCGGUAUGGCUUCAAAGAAGAGUCCGAAGUUCUUACAAGUGGAAAAGGAUAAAAACAUGUCUGAGCUCAACACAGAUAUGUCCUCAACUGAACCAGAGUUAUUCAUCAGCUAUAGAUUUCUUUAAUUCUCAUUUGUCUCCCAUAGAGUCUGGAUGCUGUAAGCCACCAACAGCGUGUGGAUACACAUUUGUGAACCCAACAAACUGGAUUAGCCCCAUUAGCAACAUAGCAGACCCCGAUUACGUACAGUGGAACAAUGACCAAAAUCAACUCUGCUACAGUUGUAAUUAUUACACCUGUUUUGACUUUAAAUUAAUAGAUUUAAGUCAGAGUUUACUAUUCUGUACAUGUCCUGAAAUGUGA